CGAUGCACUCUGUAAUAAAGUAGUAUGCAAGUAGUAUGCAAGCAAACCAAGCCUAUUGUUUAUAUUCGCUUCAACAGCGUUUGCGAUUCAGUGAUGUUACUGCGCGCAUUUAGUCAUAAACAGUGUAUAGUUGCAUGAUGGACUCCGAGUUGCCGUGCAUUUCGUGGCAAUAUGACAUGCGCAGAAAGAAACAAGAAAUCAUUCCAAAUGUAUAUCUAGGACCAUACCAGGCAGCUGCAAAAUCUGAGCUUGAAAAUCUUCGAAAUGAUGGCAUCACUCAUAUUUUAUGUGUUCGGCAAGAUGUCGAAGCAAGAUGCGUAAAAGUCAACUUUCCAGAUAUAUUCAUAUAUAAAGUUAUAGAGUUCAGGGACCAUCCAUGUGAAAGUAUCAUAUCUAUAUUACCUGAAGCAAGAAAUUUUAUAAAUGAAUGUUUGCAAUCGAAAGGAAAGAUUCUUAUACAUGGUGUAAAUGGAAUGUCAAGAAGUGCCUCACUAGUCAUCGCUUACAUAAUGGAAACACGAUCAAUUUCCUAUGAAGAAGCAUUUGAAAUUGUUAAAAGAAGAAGGUUUUGUAUUGCUCCUAAUUAUGGAUUCAGAUCUCAGCUUCAGGAAUACGAACCAAUAUAUAAAGCACGGAAUAUGAGUAGUCAAUGGAUGGAAAAUACUUCUAAUACUGGGAAGAAAAGGAGAGUUUCAUCUGAAGAAUCAAGUUUUGAAAUGGAUUGAACAUUUUGU
Messenger RNA from Styela clava, 734 nucleotides. Its product is annotated as serine/threonine/tyrosine-interacting protein A-like. Gene Ontology annotation, cellular component: cytoplasm; nucleoplasm. Gene Ontology annotation, molecular function: F-box domain binding. The record is from RefSeq and is a predicted model, not a curated record. NCBI's taxonomy places the organism in Eukaryota, Metazoa, Chordata, Ascidiacea, Stolidobranchia, Styelidae. Gene Ontology annotation, biological process: negative regulation of protein binding; regulation of ERK1 and ERK2 cascade; negative regulation of SCF-dependent proteasomal ubiquitin-dependent catabolic process.